Messenger RNA from Strongylocentrotus purpuratus (purple sea urchin), 7401 nucleotides. It is a transcript of the gene rab8, whose product is annotated as GTPase homolog. The record is from RefSeq and is a predicted model, not a curated record. Gene Ontology annotation, molecular function: GTPase activity; GTP binding. Lineage: Eukaryota; Metazoa; Echinodermata; Echinoidea; Camarodonta; Strongylocentrotidae. Gene Ontology annotation, biological process: regulation of exocytosis; protein localization to plasma membrane; Golgi vesicle fusion to target membrane. The transcript has 7 exons. Gene Ontology annotation, cellular component: plasma membrane; trans-Golgi network transport vesicle; synaptic vesicle. The coding region runs from base 78 to 701 and encodes 207 amino acids.
GAUUAUGCAAAUCAGACAGGGUGUUUCCGAGCCCGACUCGUACGUGGAGUGGUAAAGUAGGACUAUUAGAGUGAAAAAUGGCGAAAACGUACGAUUUUCUGUUUAAAUUAUUAUUAAUAGGAGACUCAGGAGUGGGGAAGACAUGUGUUUUAUUCAGAUUUUCAGAAGACGCUUUCAAUUCAACGUUUAUUUCAACGAUAGGUAUUGAUUUCAAGAUUAGGACUAUAGAAUUAGAUGGUAAAAAGAUCAAGUUACAAAUAUGGGACACAGCAGGCCAGGAGAGGUUCAGAACAAUCACAACAGCGUACUACAGGGGAGCAAUGGGUAUCAUGCUUGUAUACGACAUCACAAAUCAGAAGUCAUUUGACAACAUCAGGAAUUGGAUUAGGAAUAUUGAAGAGCAUGCAUCGGCAGAUGUAGAGAAGAUGAUCCUAGGAAACAAAUGUGAUAUGGAUGAUAGGAGAGCAGUAUCCAAGGAGAAAGGAGAACAGUUGGCAAUAGAGUAUGGUAUCAAGUUCAUGGAGACCAGUGCAAAGGCUAGCAUCAAUGUUGAAGAGGCUUUCGUGACACUUGCCAGGGAUAUCAAGUCAAAGAUGGACAGGAAAAUGGAUGCCACAGGUCAGCAGAAGUCAGGAGGAGUCAAGGUCACGGAGAAGGAGUCGCAAAAGAAAAGUGGCUGGAAAUUCUGUACCUUAUUGUGAUGCCUUCCUCCUUAACCACUUGACCAUGCAAAUUCCCUGAACCGCUUUGAAAAGACUUGAGGUUUAGGAGCAAGACUAGAAUUGGGGAUCAUUCUGAUUUAGCCACACUGUUUUGUAACCAUAGCAACAUUUUGAAAACUGGGAAACUCUUCAUCCUUUUUGUUUCCCUUUUCUGCAAAUUUGAAGAUGCAAACAAUGUCUGCGGGAAAUUAUGAGACAUGCAGGUUUCACAUCUUUAUCAUAAAUUUACAUAAGUAAAUUCUUAAUGCAAAAUUAGAAACUACAUGUAACUGUAACUUCUAGCAAGGGAUACAUGAAAGUGAUCUUUUAUGCUCAAACAUUUUGUUUUCCUUCAGAAAUCUGAAAUGACCUCAUAUUUGUUGUUGUCUUCUCACACAAAGAGAGUGUUCUGCCUUAUAUGGUUAGAUUAAUGUGAUUCCCCGAUGUGUGACUUGUUACUCAUAGACUUAACAUCAUCAUGUGUGACUAAGAAAAUGCCACAAUGACCAAAAUAUUGGAGAAGAGAAAUGUAUGAUACUUUUAUAUUUCAUUUCAUUACUUUAUACUGCAGAAGAUUAUGAUUUGAGCUGCAACUUGUUAUAUGUGAUACAUCCCCUCACAAGUUUAUCUUGUUGAUUUGAUGUAUAUUUAAUAUGAAAUCAAAUAACUCCUAUGUAAAGGGGAUAAGAUUUUGUAUUUCAUUGAUCAAGGCCAGUACUUGACUAUCUCGUCUUGGACUGUAUGUACUUAUACCUUCUAGCAAAGAAGAUGAGAUUCCUUGAACAAAGAAAUUAUUUAUCCCCAGGUUUAAAAAAACAGCGCAUGUUUACAAUGAAAAAUUUAUUGGAAAACAAAAAAUUUCUCAAAGCAACAUAUGUAUGUAUGUACUCUCUUUCAUAUUUUUUAAUUGUUAUAUUGAGAUAUCUAUUCAUCUGUUGUAAACAAAUUUGCAUGUGGAACAUUCUAAGCAGUGUUGUCAGGAGCAGGGUUCUGAGACUGUGAUCAGGAGAAGAACUCAUUACUUUCAUAUAGCAUGAGAUUUUGGUGUCCGGACAGAGAUAGAUAACAAAAUGCCAGACCUGCUUAAAAUGUUCUUUGGGAUAAUUAUAAUACUUAUCAAACUUGGGGUGGCAGUUUUCGACCUGUCAUUAUUGUUAUCCAUUUAUCAUUUUUGAAACCCAUUGAAAUGAUGAAGCAAACAGUAUUUAAAUAAUGAGUGGUGAAGAUACUGAUGCUCUUCAUUCACAUAUAUGUGGAAAUUGUUGAUUUAAAAGGUGAUUUUUUUUCCCUCUCUUUUUUGCUGUAGGUAUUUUUAUAUCUUUAAAAGAAAAAACGGUUAAUGAUUGUUGUACGAUGAUUUGAUUAUGUAACAAAAUUACUGACACUUUUUUAUAUCGAGGAAUAUGUUCACUAGCCAAGUAUGUCCAUUCGAUUUGGAAUGAAAUUUUAUGUCAAUUGUUGCAGAUUCUUUCUUUGAAGGGAUUCCAAUCAUAAUUUGGUGAAGGAGUUCAUUAAAUGCUUUCUGGUUGUACAACAAAUGCAGAGAUAUAAAACUGCAUAGAAGACAUGAUUUUUUAUAAAAAUCCAUUAUUAUUUUACUCUAUUUGCAAUAACCUGGCAAUUCAUAUCAAAAUACACAUCCUAGUGCAUAAUGAUUAUCAUUUGGUAUAAAGGUCACCAUGUCUCUAAAAGAAAUUAUGGAAAAUUGCAUAUUUUUGUUGCCCCAACAGUGAUAAGAUGUAUAUUGCAAAAGUCGAGGACCAAUUUUCAAGAGGAAAACAAAUCUAUCGGCGUAAGAAUUGUUAAUAAUUCAGUCGGUUCACUGCCUGUCUGUAUAUCACAAAUAUAGGAUAUAUCUUAAAAAAUAAGAUCAUAGUAAUGUGCAUGUUUAUUUUCAUUAGAAAAAUUAUAUUUCAAAUUUAUGUUUCUUUAAAUUCAUCUUCACAUUUUUAUUUUAAAUCAUGCCAGUGGGAAACUAGAAAUUUGAAAUAUUCUGUUCAGUAGGUUCAAUUCAUAUCCUUGCAACCCCAUUUUAUCAUUCUGCUUAAACCCUUUGGCCCGAAUUCACAAAGGAGGUUUGUCGACAAACCUUGGUUUUCGUACGUCAUAUGACGCGUUUUACGCGUUUUUUACAAACCUGGUUUGUAAAGAACAAAAGGAGGUUUGGCGAAACAAAAGGAGGUUUGAGCUCAAACCUUGGUCUGAGCUCAAACCUUGCUUUGUGAAUUCGGGCCAUUAUGUUUAUCCAAAGCACAAAGAUGUAGAUCAGAAUUUAUGAAAUUGCCAGUGCAUAUAAUUUCCUGAAAAAUUUGUGCCCACUUGAGAUUCAUAUUCUUCUGAUCUAUAAGAUCAUUUUCAAAGCAAAUGCAUAUUCAAUUCCACAAUCUUGACCUUUUUUUCCCAUCUUUGAAAGUUGAGAAGAAAAUAAAGAACCUCACGUUUUAGUCUACUGCAAGUUUCCAUUCAAAACAAAACAAAAACCAAAUAACUGGACAACAGAAGGUGCAUAGAGUGAACAGUUUUCUCUUGACUGAUAUUGUGGAUAAGUGUUUUGGUAACAACUGUACUUCCUCUUAUUGUAGGUGAUGCUAGGGGGGGGGGGAUAACAUCUGGAAGACAUUAAUUUUACAAUGUUAAUCAUCUCAUUACAAAACAUUUAUUUUCUCUAUAAUAAAAGUAUUACACUUUUAUAAAGCGCUUAAUACAUUGACAAUGUCUUUAAGUGCUUUACAGAUAUAUUACUACCCCGGUCAUCGGAUUCAGGCUUGCCCGCACACAAUGUAUGCACAUUCUCCACUCCCUGGGGAGCAUUCCAGCCAGGCGUCAUUUAAUGCUCACAAUGCUGAGUAAACUACAUUCACUUUCACAUCCUACUAUUACCGGGUACCCAUUUAACACAGAGUGGAGAGUGUAGAUUAAUGCCUUGCCAAAGGACAAUGUCGGGGAUCGAACCAUGACCUUCAAAUUUCAAAUCAAGCGCUUAAACCACUCGACUACGACACAGAGUGAUUAUUUUGUCUUUCUUUGCUUUACAGGUGGUAUUUUGUAACUCCCAAAAGAAUAAUUUGGCUUUCAACUCUGCUGCUUUAGAAGUAUUGAAUUUAUAGCUUUGAGUAAAGUAACAAAACUUCACCAUGAACUUGCCAGACAUUAUUUAUAUCAAUUACCUGAUAUAUACAUGUACCUGUGUAUAUCAUAGAAGAUCAUGAGUAUUUGAUAAAUCUCAUGUACUGUGUUAAGGGAAAGUUAAUCCAAAACACAAAUGUUUGGUAUUUUAUUCUUCGUUCAACUCGUAUUGUUGACAAUGUAAUGACGUAAAAAUAAUGUGUAAAUAUUCCCUCUACCAUAAAUUCUUCUCAUAGCAUCUUGACAAAAAAUACUCUCAUUCUGACAUGAAAAUAUUCUUGUUGCAUAAAACAAGAAAAUGUGAUGUUUAUUUUAAUUGGUACGGAAUGAAAGCCACUGCUUAUGUAAUAACUUACCAUGAGAUGUUCCCAUGGAAAACAAAAUGAUUGGAAGAGAAUCGUCUUUUAUAAGCAUAGCAGCUAGACGUAGCUAAUGAGGCUUAGCUUUGGGACGAUGGAGUUCUGCAAUUUCUUCCAGUGCGAUUGCAUCUUUAUUGUAAUAAAUCCUUAUCAUCUUUAUUUAGUAUAUAUAUACCAGUAUAAUUCCUCUUAUGUGUACAGAAGCAUUUUGUCAUUUGCUUUAUGAAAUAAGAAUAUUAUGUGCUUCCAUUUAUGAUGUGUUACAAUCAAUUGUUAGUAAUAAAAUAUGUUCUGGCAACAAAAUUUCAAAAGGUUGAAGUCAAAAGCACAAUACAUACUGAAGGCAUGUGUACUGAAAGGGUUUCAAGAAAGGCAAAGGAUCUUAAUGUAAUUUGUUCCAUCAUCUCUGCCAACAUAACCAAAAAAUACCAAACAGCAAUGCUCUAUAGUCAGCAGUAUUACUCCUGAUAUCCAAUUAUAUUGACAUUACUCUUGUUAUGAAGUAAUCAAUAUUUCCCUUUCUUUCCAUAUAUGAUUGUAUAUGAAAAGAUGAAUGUCAGAAUACAAGUCAUCUGUUUAGACUGGACCACCCUUCAGCCUCCACCCCACAUGUAUGUGUUUUUGUCUGUAUCUGAUUGAAAUGGGGCCUGAAAUUCUCCUAUGUUGCUGUGCAUGAAGUGCAUAGCUUUGGGUUGGUAGAUUGACGUGUGCUCGUGGGAUAAUGACUUGUCUGAACUUUGAAUCAUAUAGCAUGUAUAUAUCCCAUUAUACAACAUCCAUCAUCAUUCCUCUAAUAGGUGGAGAAAGGCUGUGAAAAGUUUUUUUUUUUAAAUCCUCAUUUUCUGUCAUUUUAAGUGUUCCUCUCUUGUACAAGUAUCCUGAGAUGUGUCAAAUUGAAUGUGUAAUUUAAACAAGAUACAUCUAUAACUCACCUGUCUUUUGUGCAUCAAACAUGCAGGGAAAUAGAUCACUUCUCUCUUCUAAUAUAUUUUGAUUUGGUCUUCGAGUCAUAAUAUGGCUGGUGUCAUCAUGUGCACAUACAAAAUUCUUACAUUCUAUAUUUUUGAUUAUUUGAUAGAGGACGUCAGGAAAGUUCUAAAUCUGUUAUUACUAAAUUUGUUGCAAUUUUACGUUCAGGCUUACAGCAUAUUAGAGAAGAGAGAAAGAGAUGGAAUAUGACAUUUUUGUUAACAUUUAAAGGAAUUGAGUUGAUUCUGGACUACCUGCAGCUUCAUGAAAACCUUAAGGAACUGGUGAUGAAUUUAUAUACAUGUGUAUAUACAUGUUUAUAUAUAUUUUUUUCUUUAUUCUUCUUUAAAUAUGAACAUCACAUUAUAUAUCACUUGUGGAAGUUUUCUGUUUUCCAUGAUGACAUGAACUUGUUAAUUGUGUCAUAUUGAUGGAUAAAUGAUUGGACUGGUGUUCAAAAGAAGAUGGGACAAAGUUUAAGGAGUGAAAAAAGAAAAGAAGAAGAAUCUAUCUAUUAAAGGAGAAUAAUCCUAAUGUGAUGUGACAAGUCAGAGUUUGUUUGUGAACAUGGACUUGAAAACAUGAGAAUCUUUGAUCACAAACCUUUGUCUGACUUUCAGGAAUAGUCUGAUAUUCAUGAAAUUCUGUCUAAAUCAGGAUAAGUUUGAACACUUUGCACCAACAAGGAUAAUUAAAACUAAAUGAAAUUGUUAUUCAAGUGCAGUGAAUAAACAUCAUAGUCACAAGAUUUCUGGCACAGCUUGAAUGAUAGUCCAACUGAUUUUUGUUGAAUUUUUAAAUGGCGGGUAGUAGGAUCUGAAUGGUAAAAGCAUUGAUUACCGGUAUGUGAACAGAUGUACGGUACACAUUUGUUGAAAGUUAUUUUCAUAAGAGAUAUAAUCGUUCGUACUUGAGUUUCCAAACUUUUUUGAGGGGUUUAUUUACAGAUUUCUUAAUACUGCUUGGUGUCGGAAUGUAGUGCGAAUGAUUCAGUGGCAGUAACUACCAUCAAUGAUCUGAAGAAAUUUAACGAAAUAUGACUAUUCUAGUUGACAUCAAAAAGGUGUACAUGUAACUCUCAAAGAGGGCAUUCUAAUGAAGCAUUUUUUCACAGAUCAGGCUUGAUAAAUUGAUAAUCAUAUUUUGCAUUUGAAGUGAAGUUUAGGUUAUUUUGAAAGUGUAUUGGGGUGUGUACAGUUGAAUCCUCAUCAGUAUUUCAUUUCAAAAUAUAUUUUAUUCUUGGACUCUUCUUUAAUAGGUUAUAUACGCAAGUACAGUAUUUAGGAAGACAUCAAGGGGAAAACUGAUAGCUUUGUUGAUGGCUGGCUGAAAAUGUAGAUGUCACAUUUUCUUCCAUGUUGUCAGAUUCUUAUUACAUUGAAUUUUAAUCGUUCAACAGCUGUAAUCAAUACUCAAAGCUAAUCAAGGUCUUUCUCAUGCAUUGGUAAUUUGAAUUGUCCUCUAUCAGACAGCAAAAGAAACAUGCCAGGCAACCAGUUUAUGAUAUUGUCUCCUGAGUGCAAGAAGGGUGUUACUUAUAUCACUCAAGAUAGACAACGUGAUGGAUAGAUUGUAUUUUAUCUCAGCCCUGCCUGUGCAGCUAUUGGCAAUUUUAUUCUUGACAGUGAAUUUUGUUGGGGCUUCAUUGACAAUUCAAAAAGUAUAUUUUCUCUGAGAUCUUAUACAUGCAUCAUAAAAGAUUCUCUCGCUGAGCUUAAUAUUGAGAAUUUGAUGAUUCAAGCAGGUGGCAUCAUUUUAUUAGCCGUCAUGUAAUUAUUACACGCAAAUUGAAAUAGGAACUGCCAAGAUAAGAAUGUGGAAAUCUGUGAACUAAAAAUUUAAUAAGAUGGAUGUGUACUGAAUGAAUAAUUACAUUUCAUGUUAAUUUGUACAUAGACAAAUAAUGUUACUGCAACUUUUUGGUACGUUUUUCCUCUAUACUGCAUUGAUUAAAAGUGUUUGAUAGAUUUUCUAACAUGAUGUGAUUAUUUUGGGAUGUAGUGACGGGGGUAGCAAGUAUGAUUGUAGUUUUCCAUUCCAUGGGUAUUUAAAUAUACAACCUUUGAUGGUCAAGGACCCUUUCAGAGGCGCAAUCUGACUCUGCAAAAUGUUCACAUUGUCCACCUCUACUCUUUUUUUUUUAUGCCCAAUCUCUCUAAUAUUUUCAUUAAUAAAAAAAUACUCUCAUUGAUAUGUUGCAUUAUUACUGUAUGAAUUAUUAAAACACAUUAAGUUUAUAAAAAUUA